Drosophila rhopaloa is the source of this 503-nucleotide messenger RNA. RefSeq lists its product as uncharacterized. The transcript is spliced from 2 exons. The coding region runs from base 76 to 396 and encodes 106 amino acids. The record is from RefSeq and is a predicted model, not a curated record. NCBI's taxonomy places the organism in Eukaryota, Metazoa, Arthropoda, Insecta, Diptera, Drosophilidae.
UAACACACACAAGUGAAGUUUUGAUACAUUUUUGAUAGCUCUAUGACAAAAUCUCACUAAAUUGUACCCGCGAUCAUGGACAGCCCAACAAAGCAGCGCCACAAACCGAAGAAACUUGCCAAGCUGGAUGAAGAUCUAACCAAUGCCACUGAAACUAAAAAGGAUAUUAUCGAAGAGGUGGAAGAUCAGCCUGUCGUUUACGACUACAUGAAGUAUCCCAGUAACAAAGAAAAGGGCAAGCUCUUCAAGAGCGUGAAGCCCCGGAAAAAUGUUUCCUUCAAGGUGAUGGUGGAGCUGGUGACCUACACCGACAACUGGAAGAUGAAGAUGAGCGAGAGUAAGCUGCGCACGGAGGAGGAGCAGCUCAAGUGCUCCCUAAAGCGGCGAAACUUCUGACGAUUUCCGCUUAUAAAAAUCUCAUAAUUGUAUAAUGAAAUUAAUAUGUUUAUUUGUUGCAAUAUAGUAAAGUUAAUGUUAAAUAUACCAAAAAUACUAUUAAUACA